AUGCUCGAGAAAGAAGAGGAGCGCUUUCGAAAAUAUGCUAAGAUGAAAAAUAAAACGUUUUUACUUGGUCUAUUCGCUAAACAGCUGAUUCGGACGUUUGAAAAUAGUUUACAAGAAAAGAAAGUAGAAACAUGGAAAGUAAAAUCAGAAAAGUUAGAACCAAAAACUCGAUGUCAUACCAAUUUAUCCAUAGACACACUUCUCUUACUGCUAACAUCACAUUGUCAUGCUCCACAACCUGAUAGUGUUCCAGCUAUCCAAUUAAAAAACGAAAUUAAAGCGCAUGCUGCAAUAACAGAUGAAUCAACCAGUACAAUUAUUCAUUCGGCCUUACGUACCUAUUCACUCAGUGCUGCUGGUCAACUUCCAAAAAUGAAUCACUUAUGCUAA
Rotaria socialis is the source of this 390-nucleotide messenger RNA. NCBI's taxonomy places the organism in Eukaryota, Metazoa, Rotifera, Eurotatoria, Philodinida, Philodinidae. The record is from the annotation of a GenBank genome assembly.